Molecule: messenger RNA, 936 nt
Organism: Saccharomyces cerevisiae S288C
Lineage: Eukaryota; Fungi; Ascomycota; Saccharomycetes; Saccharomycetales; Saccharomycetaceae
Gene: AIM32
Product: Aim32p
Exons: 1
Coding region: 1-936 (311 amino acids)
Source: RefSeq, marked reviewed
AUGCUACGUAUAACUGUCAAAACUUUGCAGCAGCGGGCAUCCUUCCAUCAUAGCUUCAAACAUAUUAGCGUUCCUGAUCUUCAUACCCGUGCUCAAAAUGAUCAAACAAACUGUUAUUGCCAAGAAAUAAACGCAAGGCUGCCUUCAAAAACUGAUCCAUUAGAUCCUCAUAUCAAGCUUCCUCAUAGAACGCCCAAUUACAAUAAGCAUGUUUUGCUGUUAUCACCGGGUGAUAGGUUUGCUCAACCAUGGAAGGUAGCAUGGAAUCAUAAUUUGGAUACUAAUACAAAUCGGCCAUAUAAUGCCAUUAGUAAAUUGCGCUCCCAUUUAGGUGGUUCUCCAGGAAUACUAAUAAAUGCGGUGCAUUUGCAAAAUGAAUUUAUUCCAAGGCCAAAACAACACGAUGAAUGGCUUUAUUUUUUUGUUAUUCCUGACAUGAAGCUUUAUGUAAUUAAGGAAACGGACAUCGAGGAAUUUGCAUCUUUUUUAGAUGAAGGAGCUAUUCAAGCACCAAAGCUAUCCUUCCAGGAUUAUUUAAGCGGUAAGGCCAAGGCUUCCCAACAGGUUCAUGAAGUGCAUCAUAGAAAGCUUACAAGGUUUCAGGGUGAAACUUUUCUAAGAGAUUGGAACUUAGUCUGUGGGCAUUAUAAGAGAGAUGCUAAGUGUGGAGAAAUGGGACCCGACAUAAUUGCAGCAUUUCAAGAUGAAAAGCUUUUUCCUGAGAAUAAUCUAGCCUUAAUUUCUCAUAUUGGGGGUCAUAUUUUUGCUGGUAAUGUCAUUUUCUAUAAACUAUUCGGCAGAGAAAAGAUGCAAAACAAGCUGGAUUCAUUAUGGUUUGGUAAAGUUUACCCACACAACUUGAAGCUGUUAUGUGAAAACUUGGAAAACGGUAAAAUCAUCGACGAAAUGUACAGAGGUGGCAUAUCGAUGAAUUAA